GUCGUUACCGGGACGGUCGGUGGGGGACUAUCUCAGUGAAGAAAAGAAAUGGCGAUGCUCGGAGGUUUCAGCGCAGCACAGCUCAAGAAAAACGUCUCUGACGGGAGCAGCGACGUGUCAGAAUUCGUCUGUCCAGUCUGCCUCGAAAUCUUCGACAGUCCCGUAAAAACACAAUGCGGACAUACGUUUUGCCAGAGUUGUCUGCAGGAGUGUUUGCGUCCACAGAAGCCUGUUUGUGCUGUAUGUAGGGCCACACUGGGCCACUGGACUAAAGCUGCUGAACUAGAGGCCCUCAUCCAAUCAUCUGUGGCUGCUUGCAAGGGAUGUGGAGUUCAGAUUGGCCUUUCUCAGAUGAGAAGCCACACAGCUGCCUGUUCAAAAUACCAGGACUACAUUGAGGAGGGAGUGAGGACCACUGCCCAGAGCCAACCUGCCAUCAUCAGUCCUUUGCCAAAUCGCUACACCUUCACCUGUCCAUACUGCAACUGCCAGAACCUCGAUCAGGACGGCCUGGUUGAACAUUGCACUACCCAGCAUGCUCGAGAUGCACGCCAAGUAGUCUGCCCCAUCUGUGCCUCGAUGCCCUGGGGGGACCCUAACUACAGGAGUGCUGACUUUUUCCAGCACCUGAAGAUCAGGCACACUUUCUCCUAUGAUACCUUUGUUGACUACUCCACAGAUGAGCACACAAUGAUCCAGGAGGCUCUACAGCGCUCCCUUUUGGACAACUGAAGUGUAAGGAACAAUCCACCAGAGGCGAGAUCUAGUGAAGUGAAGGGGAGAUGGUGAUGUGAAGUCUUGAGAAGACAGAACAACAUACUUUAUCACCAUUCAUCUGUCAUGAGGAUGGUGGUACUGUAUUACCAUGGGUGAUCAGUUUCACAGGGAAUUGGUAUUGUAACCACGAAUCUAUAGGUUUAUUAUUCAGAUAAUGAAUCAAUUGCAAUAUGGUUAAAAAGCAUAUUGUACUUUCUGAUUUAGGAGUGACACUGUGUUUCUGGUGUGAUAAUCUCUUAUCUUCCCCCAGUUGAGUCUGUAGAUUUGAUAGUUUGUUGAAUAUCUACUAAAAUAUGUUUAUUAAGCUGUUUGUUCAUUGAUGACUUGGUGUCAUACAGCCAGAAACUUCCAAAGUUGUAAUUAAAAUCCCUGUUGUCAAAACUUGAUGUUAUAAAAGGGUUUGACCACUAGGUGGCUAAUUAUUGCCAGGAAACAACAAACUUCACUCAGUGAAGUCAUUGGUCAAGUAAUGUAAACAAUAAUAUAUAAUAAUCUACUCAAGAGUGACCAUGCAUGUUUACUCUUAAAAGAGAAGGGGGGAUUUUGUUCUGUUUGGUUGUUUGGUUUUUGUUUUGUGGGAUUUUGUUUGUAUUGUUUUUGAGUUUAUUAGCAGGAAGCUCUGUCUUUUUUUUAUGCUGUUUCUGGGUGUGUGUGUGUGAGAGUGUGUGUGUUCAUUCUGUUUUCAGAGAUCUACUGGAAAGAAUAAAUAAUACGAGGGUCAAACAAAGCCAGAGAUGGCUGUUUGCUUUAUUGUAAUGUUUCUCCCUUAUGUCUUUGUGCCUGCUGGUAGAUCUUGUUUCUGACUUCCAAAACUCAUAGGGCUAAGACUUCAUUCAGUGAACCAAAAGAUACAAGUAGGAGGCCAUCAGUGUGUCAUAAUUGGCUCUGUGAUUUUCAUUUGUCGGGAGUUUCUUUGCAUGUUUAUGACCAUAGGAGGGCAGUAGAGUUCCACCGUUCUUUGGCCAUCCAUGACGGCCGCUGACCCUCACCAGCCACCUGGCUCUGUUGCAAGGCAGAAUUUAACACAGAUUUCAUUCUAUAAAUGUGCUUUACUCAUUGUGUUGUUCUCAGCUUAGUUUUUAAACUGGGAUUUGUUAAAAUGCAUCAUACAAAAAUGUCACUGGUCUUUAGUAACUGAGGUUUUGGUGGGGUUAUUUGUUAUAGUUUUAACAAAAUAACCGGAACUUCACUUGUUAGACAGUUGAUGACGUGACUUGUAACUUACUGUUGUGUGUUCUUUCAUGCCCAGUGUCUCGGAUGCUUCUUCACAAAAAAACCCUCCAGUUUGUUUUGCUGGUUUUCAUAUUCUCAAUAUCACUGCCAACAGUCUUGGAAAAAAAUAAAAAAUAAAUAUAUAUACAUAUAUAUAUAUAUAUCAACAUAGUUAUUAUUUGUAUGCUUCCAAAUACUGGUAGCACGUGAAGUAACAAGAUAUUUGUUUGACUUUGCUUGAUUUUUGCUGGAUGUUUUUAUUUUAAUUGUUAAAAUGUGAUUGUGUCCAUCUAUUAUUUUACAUUAGUGUCAUUUUCCCAUGACUUGUACUGGUCACAACCAUAUUCAGUUGUACAAAUCUUCACUCACAGUUGCAAUGCAUUUUGUCUUCUACCAACAGGUAAAUAAAACUGCAUACACCCAGAUCAAGUAGCUCUAGAGCAGAACCUUAAUGCCUUUUCACUUAGUCUUUGGUGCCACUUAGGCCUAGAUGUUUGUUUCUCUUUCCAGUAAAAUGUGUAAUAAUUUUGUAUGUGUUUCUCAUGUAUAAUGACCUUUUUUCUUUCUCAAUAUAUCGCUCAUUCUCUUUUGUCAGCCCUACUGUCAUUGGGUGCUAAAUCCUGAUAAAUUAAAGCUCUUUAAUUAUUUAAACCCUG
This is a messenger RNA of Lates calcarifer (barramundi perch), 2645 nucleotides long. RefSeq names its product ring finger protein 114 (gene rnf114). The transcript is spliced from 6 exons. Gene Ontology annotation, biological process: protein polyubiquitination; ubiquitin-dependent protein catabolic process. Gene Ontology annotation, molecular function: ubiquitin protein ligase activity. The record is from RefSeq and is a predicted model, not a curated record. NCBI's taxonomy places the organism in Eukaryota, Metazoa, Chordata, Actinopteri, Centropomidae. Bases 49 to 732 code for a protein of 227 amino acids.